Tribolium madens (black flour beetle) is the source of this 3304-nucleotide messenger RNA. Its product is annotated as monocarboxylate transporter 5-like. Bases 1564 to 3195 code for a protein of 543 amino acids. Gene Ontology annotation, biological process: monocarboxylic acid transport; transmembrane transport. Lineage: Eukaryota; Metazoa; Arthropoda; Insecta; Coleoptera; Tenebrionidae. Gene Ontology annotation, molecular function: monocarboxylic acid transmembrane transporter activity. The record is from RefSeq and is a predicted model, not a curated record. The transcript has 8 exons.
GGUCUCUAGACGGUACAAGUCUUACAAAACUUUCCUCGAGAGUAGAAUUUAAAUGAAAUGUUUCCACUAUUUAGUGUGUGCUGCGAUUUCAACAGGACUCUGUAGAUUUAAUUCUUCGUUAAGUUUUGUGGGUAUACGUUAUCGCACAAAAUGCAGACGCUGCGGCUAAUACGGGAUGCAUAAUUUUCUAAAUAUAAUAGGUAACCUCAACUCGCGAUUUUCCUGAUUCUGUUUAUCAUUUAUGGAGUUAAAAGAGAGGAUUGGUUUGAUAAAGUGUGAUUUUGGUGUUGUGUCUCAUAAUGUUAGAGAUGUUUAACCUUAAUUUCCUCGAAGCAUUAGUUUUGGGUAAGUAAGUAGUUCCAAAGCUAGGGAAUAACCCAAUUAGAAGUUGUCUUUAAUAAAUCCAUUCACAAGAGUAGAAAAUUUUAAUUAACACAAAGCUAUGAGAAUAUUGAGAAUAGUGUGAAUAAUAUUCGCUUGUUUACUUACAAAGAUAAUAUUCGAAUCGUGUAUUUAAGAAGGCUGAAUAGCGAGCCGUUUUUUACAUUAAAAACAGAACGAAUACUCAGUCAGUAGUUCAAUAUAUUAUUGUCUAGUGCAUGAAUAUUCAUGAAGUUCUCCGUCCUUUCAGUUAAUACAUGAGCAAGCGUGAAUUAUAGUGAAUUUCGUUAAGCAUUUCCUUGAUACUAAAUAAUAAAACAGCAAAAACGUGCGCUAUCGAAAUCACCGAUGUAAGUAAUUUUAUUAGUAUGUACAAUAAGUCUCUACAUUAUCUUGACGUGAUAAAAUCGUAAUCGGAGUAACAACUACAUAUCAAUAAACACUUCACAAUUGAUAACACUAUAAUAACAACUUCAUAUAGUCUAGUAUGUGAUAAUGUUCGUUGGCAAAAUGAUGUGAAUUUUUUAUCACUUUUUCAUGCAACAGAUGUACGGUUACCUACUUACAAAUCGAGAAACUUGAUUAAGAAUCCUGCACAAGAGGAAAUUUCACAAACUGUGACCUGUAAUCGGAAAGAGCGCGUGUUUAGAAUUCUUUUCGAACGUUGCUGGCUGUUACAGUCUACUCUUCUCAGUUGGAGUAAUCAAUAAAUUUUGUGUUGCUUCUAUUCCACUCUAGAUGGCGAACAGAAUGCAAAAUACGAAAUUCGUUAUUUAAAUCGUCAAAUUUCAAUUUUGAAUUUUCACUUUCAACGGAAAUAUUUCCCUAAAUAAUUAAAUAAAUAAAUGUUUUAUUAUUAUUAAUCGUGGUCUGAAUCUUUAGCAUCAUCAUAAUUCAAAGGCAAAUUAUAAAUCAUAUUGUCGGCUCUUAUAGUGAGAAAUAAUGCAGAAACAAUGUUCCUGGGGAUAGUGAAUUGACAGAUCAUUAAUAACUUUAGGGCCAUAACUUUAACAUACAUGCUAGGGUGAUACAUCCACAUUGUUUCAAAAUUAAACAUAUAGAGUAAAAGUUCACUCAAAUGAAAAUCUGAUGAUUGGUUUAUUAAGAAUUUACCUUUCUCAUUAAUUUUAUGAUAGUUAUGAGAUAAGUGCGGAGUUACCCUGUUCCAAACUCACUGUCACGAUGAAUACUGAAGCUGGGGUUCCCGAUGGAGGAUGGGGGUGGGUAGUUGUUGCUGGAACUGCGAUAAUUAAUGUAGUUAAUCAAUCACUGUUGUCUAUGUUUGGUUUAAUUUUUGGUCCGAAAUUGGAAAUGAUGGCCGGAACGACUGGAGUUACAACUGUGAUGAGUCUGAACUGUACCAUCAGUAAUUUUUCCGGAUUUCUAAUAAGUCCUCUUUCUAAAUAUUUUAGUACAAAACAGAUAACUCAAAUUGGAGUAUUGCUAGUUUCAGCAGGAUUGGCCUUCUCAACAUAUACAAAAAGUUACAUGAGAAUAACAAUAGGAUAUGGCGUGCUAACAGGUUUAGGAUUAGGAUUAAUAGCCUCGUCGACGUUUCUAAUUAUCAAUUCUUAUUUUGAUAAAAAUAAAAGUCAAGCUGUUGGCUUGUCUAUGGCGGGAACAAGUAUAGGUCAAAUGGGAAUGCCUCCAAUAGUGGCUCUCCUUAUUCAACAUUACGGUUAUGAUGGCACAAUAUUAAUUUUAUCGGGUCUUAGCUUACACGGUUUGAUCGGAUCAUUGUUUUUUGAUCCUGUUAGUGAACACAUGUUGCCAAGGAGUAGACAGAGAACAAAAGGCUUCUUUUCACGAUUUCGCGACUGGUUUAGUUGUCGCAGAAACCAAAAGAAAGUAGUCAUAGAAAAUAAUUUUUCUCCCGAAAGGACUGAUCCUGAACUAACAAAUAAGUGUGCUAAUAAUAACAUUGAUAGAGAAGCUAAUUUAACUAAACUUGAAGCAGGAAACAAGGAAUCUGUGAUCUCUAAUGAAUGCACGAUUAAAAAUGAAACGAUUGCUGAUAUUAUCAAUAAAAGUCGCAAAGGUGAAGAUUUACAAACCGAGACUGACAAAUUUGAAUUUUCUGCAUCUGACAACGAAAACAACGACCGAGAAGAAGAGGAAAGGAUGUUACCUCCGGAAACGACUGCUUCACAAAAAGAAGAGAAAAUCAGUAAGGAUGAACCGCAAACUUGCUACCAAAAACUCGUCGAACUUUUUGAUCUUCACAUUUUACUAGAUCCAAUUUUUGUUCAUAUUAUGAUCGGCCUUUCUUUUGCCUAUACAACCAGUAUAUCGUUUAGUACGUUUUUUCCUCUAUUUUUGAGAGAAGAUCUUGACAUGACUAUCAUCGAUGUGUCUACUUGUAUGUCAGUACUAUCAUUUAUGGAUUUUAUAGGACGAGUUAUAGUUCCUUUAAUUACGAAACGAAUGGAAAUCACCCAUCGGAUGAUCUUUAUCAUAGGAUCAUUUCUUUUGGCUAUUUGUAGAUCUAUAUUGGCAAUACAGACAACAUAUAGCAUGCUAAUUUUACUCUCUGCUAUAUGUGGAUUAGCUAGAGCUGCCACAGUUAUUAACCAAAAUCUUGUCAUUGCCGAAUACUCUAAAGAGGGACAGAUUUCAUCAGCUGUGGGCCUUAAUAUGGUGUGCAAAGGAAUAUUUGUAUUAACUAUUGGUAGAAUGCUAGGCACUUACAAAGAUUCAGCUCACAAUUUUAGUAGUUGUAUUCAUAUUUUAAAUAUAAUUUCUGGUGGAGUGGUAGUUUCUUGGACACUCGAACUUCUUAUUCUAAAACUCUGUAAGAAGAAAAAUGCUACGUGAUUGCAGUAGUUUUUUUUUAGUUCCAUUCAGUAUUGUGGUUAUGCAUAGUACUUAAAACGUUGUUUGAAUCUGUACAUGUAUGCUGUUAUUAAAGAUUUAUUUACAAAUA